Molecule: messenger RNA, 1885 nt
Organism: Lycium ferocissimum
Lineage: Eukaryota; Viridiplantae; Streptophyta; Magnoliopsida; Solanales; Solanaceae
Source: RefSeq, a predicted model, not a curated record
AUACAAUCUUGAUAGAUCUCUUUCCAUCCACUGCUGUAACAACUCUUCAUUUGUUCUACUCAGUCAAUUUCUAGGCUGGAUUUUCAGAGAUGGCUUGUACAAAUUCGAAGCCAAAGAUAUGCCAAAAAUGCAAGUCACACUAUUCUCCAGUGCAUCGAAGCUACUCGAUGAGUAAACAUAUUCCUAUUGAUAAAGAAGAGUGUAGCUUCCAUCUAGUCUCUCUCACUUCCUCAACAUUAGGAUCUCUGAGACUUGAUCAACUAAACCAAAGUGUCAAAGAUGAUCAAUUAUUGUUCAAAAAUGGUGACAGUGAUGAAGGGAAGUUUAGUAAAAAAAUAUUUGAAAUGGGGUUGAUUGAGGCAAAGACAUGGUCUCAAAUGAUCAAUGAGAAAAUCCCCAAAGUGAUUCCUAAAACACCAAUUACAAUUCCUCCUGGUAAGCCAGAGAGUGUCAAUGUUUGGGAAUUAACAGAAGAUCUCAAAGAUGCUAAACCUCCCAAUCAUCUCCCUAGAUUUUCUUUCCAUCUCUUCGCCAAUCCUUAUGAUCAACUUACUCCCCGACUAACAGAGCAUAAAUUGGUCCAACAUGGUAAAGACAAGCUGGUCUUUUACUUCACAAGCCUGAGAGGGGUGAGAAAAACGUACGAGGAUUGUUGUCAUAUUCGGAUGAUUUUGAAGAGACUAGGUGUUAACGUUAAGAUCGACGAAAGAGAUGUAUCAAUGCAUGCAAUGUUCAAGGAGGAAUUGAAAGAGUUAAUAGGGUAAGAAUACAGUGGUGGGGUUUUGAUGCGAAGGGUAUUUCUAGGGAGAAAAUACAUUGGUGGGGUUGAUGAAAUAAGCUGAAUGCAUGAAGAUGGACAGCUUGAAAAGGUAGUAGAAAGCUGUGAAAGGGUAAAAGAUGGAGUUUGUGAGAGCUGUGGAGAUAUUAGAUUGGUACCAUGUGAGACAUGCUAUGGGAGUUGUAAAAUAUAUUAUGAAGCAGACUAUGAUGAAGAAGAUGAGUGUGGCUUCCAACGAUGCCCAGAUUGCAAUGAGAAUGGCCUUACACGAUGCCCGAUUUGUUGUGAUUAACUUUCAUCAGAUCUAUGGUGCUCUCUAAUUGAGAAAAUUGAUGUGGUUUCUCACAUGACCAGUUUCGUAUUACCAGGACAAAGAUGGGCAAGGUUCAAGCCUAAACUAAUAGGUAGAGGCAGAUCUAAGACGGGUUGUAGGGGUUCAACCGAACGCAUUGCUUUAGCUCGUAUUUUGUGUACAUAUGCUAAAGAAUUUAAAAUAUGUACAUAUAAUAGGAUCAUACUCAUUCUAAACUCACUGACUCUAGAUCCUGAACUUUUCUAUUCAAGCACCUAAACUGAUGCAAAUAUCAACUAGCCACCAGAUUAUCCAAUUUUUUACCACUUCAGCACAUUAGUAGCAGUAGUAACACUUAUCUAACUGAAAAACAUGGUUGAUAAGGUUCAAACAAACGACUAUUCCAAGCAUUUGGCAGAAAAUGGAGGAUUCUGUUUGUGAUGGAUGACGAUGCUGUACUAGGCGGAGGCAAUUUGAUAGUAGUUGAAUCAUCUGAAUUAUUAAUACUAGUAUCUCAAGGUAGUUCUUACAUUUGAAACCACAUGAAAGUAACAAUCUCUUUCCCAGUUUUUCCCGGGCUAGGACUUGCAAGUAGGCACAUUCAAAGCAGUACUGUGCUUGCAAUUACAGAUGAUGCAAGAUACCUUUGUCAAUAACACGUCUCAUUAACUAAUGAUUAAAUACCAGCCCGCUGAAAAACAUGACAUGUAUGAUCAACAUGCAAUCCAGUCAAGCCUAUUACUUACAUUGUACUCCCAUAAGGAAAUCAAAUUGAUUAAACCAUGUUGCACCCUCCCAUUCAACACCACAGAUUG